This is a messenger RNA of Drosophila persimilis, 748 nucleotides long. RefSeq lists its product as uncharacterized. The transcript is spliced from 2 exons. The record is from RefSeq and is a predicted model, not a curated record. The coding region runs from base 41 to 748 and encodes 235 amino acids. NCBI's taxonomy places the organism in Eukaryota, Metazoa, Arthropoda, Insecta, Diptera, Drosophilidae.
UGCCAGGUUACCACUACCAAAAUGCCUUCUACAAGGAUAAAUGUGUAGUUGGCGUACACAAUCAAAAUCAGUAGUACAUCAUCCCCUCGACUGGAGCCCUUCGGCCAAGCGUCAGACUUUACACAAGCGCAGAGCUGACGGGAACAGCCACGCCAUCGGUUUGGAGGAGAAUCGUUUCCGAUCCGACAACAACAAAAGCAAUCAGGCGCAGCAGCAACAACCGGCAGCUGCCGAGGUAGAUGUCACUCCACCAUCCGAAGCAUCCGAGGACUCCGACGACUCGGGCGUCAGUUGGGAUGAGCUGAGCUCAGUGCCGCCGUGUCCGAUUCCUCUCGCCGCAAUAUCAACAAUAGCAACGAAAUCAAUACAGAUUAAAGCCACGAAGCGGAUCCCAAUACCAUGCGUCGCCACCUUCCUGUCGGGCUGUCUCUUCAGCAGCAGGACGCUCUAUGUCCUGCUCUGCGGGCACCACGGGAUCCACUCCAACAUGUUUUGCGCUUCGUAUUUUGAUAAUGUAGAUAAGCUUGAAAAGAAGAGCGAAUAUGAUGGGCCCAGCCAGGACCCCCACCCAGUGGGCGCAGUGGGAAGUCCAGACGACGACGACCGGUGGCUCAGGGGUCGGUGCCUGGAAAUAUCUGUAUGCCUUCAGGCCGACUUUUUCCACAUCCGCAAUACACUCAGAAACCAUCUUACAGGAAGGCACUUCAUUCGCUAUUCGGGAAAAGAAAACUCCUAUGAUUCGAAUUAA